GCGCGAUUACGCGAUCUAGUGUUGCCUCCGGAGCACUCCACGGUGGACCAGUGUCGUCUCGGAUCAAACUGCGCGUACCAACGAAUGACAUAGAACACCGCAAGUGCUCCUGCACACGUUCUUUAGUGUCAUCGACCUCGAGGGUGCCGUUCUGAAUAAAACAUCGGCCCAGCGCAGAAAGAUAAACGAUUCCGAUCACUCGAUAAGGCGAUCAGACGGUGAAAUACGUAAAAUCAUCAACAAAACAGGAUUGCCUGCAGAUCGAAGUAGAGCAAAGAGAGGACACUCGCGAGGAUACUCGAGAGGAAGAGGUACGCGCAAAAGAGGAAACGUCCUAGUCAUCCUGAGACCGAUACGGGUGGGAAAGAACGAAGGGGAUCGGGGAUGCUCCAGAUGCACACCCAUGGCGUGAGAGUGAUGGCGUGCCGCUGAUUGGGCCCGAAAGUGGCUGAUGUUCGAUGAGUGCGGGUGGUGACAGAUGUGUCGGUGGUCGUCGUGGAGUGUGACCUGUCGUUGCUUACGCCAGCGCGAGACCUCACGGUAUUAUCGUUGCGUUCUCGUGACGCAGGAGUAAAAGUGCAAUACGUGAGAGCACACGAGCGGGACGCAAGGAUGAACGGUUCCACGAAGUUCUAUGUCCUGCUGGCGGUUCUCCUCUGCUACGAAGCCUGCAGCUUCAGCCUGAUCCUAGAGGAGGAGAAAGAACCGAAUUACCUUACUGCCGGAGUGGGAGAGUACGCGGUAUUUAAUUGCGAUCUCGACUUUCCGCACGAGACGCCCAUUCCGUACAUCCUCCAAUGGAAUCGCGACGGCAACACUGUGUUUUCUUGGUACGAUGGACAUGUGACGGUGACCAAUAAUUACAAGGGUCGCAUACACCUGCUGGACGACGCCGGGCAUCGCUACGGCCAGGGCAGCAUAAAUCUCACGAAUAUCCGCGAGAGCGACCAAGGCUGGUACGAGUGCAGAGUGAUCUUUCCGAACCGGACGCCUAACUCGAGAAACAACGGCACGUGGUUCCACCUCGCCAUUGACGGUGCGUCGCCGUUCCCGACGACUGUUGCAGGUGAUACUCUACUAGCGGUACCACCUGUCAACAAAACCACCAUGGAAGGAGAAACUGUCAGUUUCGACUGCAUCGCCAAAGGCGAAAGCACAAUAGUAACUUGGUUCCGCGAGGGGGUACCGAUCCCGGAUGUACAGGAUCUCAGAAGAAGAGCGUCCAUCAGCGGCGACGGAACGUUGACCAUAUCAUCGGCGGCCAUGGGAGACCUGGGGGAGUACACCUGCGUAGUGACCGGAGAGAACGGAGACCAACAGAGCGCCUCAGCCUUUCUCAAUGUACAAUAUAAGGCGAAAGUAAUUUACGCGCCCCGAGAGGUCUACCUGCCGUACGGCAAGCCGGCCCUUUUGGACUGCCACUUCCGGGCGAAUCCACCCUUGACGAAUCUCCGUUGGGAGAAGGACGGGUUCCUCUUCGAUCCGUACAACGUGCAGGGCGUUUUCUACAGGCGGAACGGAUCUCUCUAUUUCAGCAAGGUGGAUGAGACACAUUCGGGCAGCUACACAUGCACGCCCUACAACGAGCUCGGCACCGAAGGGCCUAGUCCUUCUAUCACCGUAAUUGUUCAAAGGCCGCCGGUGUUCACGGUAACUCCACAGCAUCUGUACAUGCGAAAACUGGGCGAGACCUUGGAGAUACCUUGUGACGCGAGAGACGGCGAUGAUGCACAUCGGCCAACCAUCGUGUGGUACAAGGACGGAUCGCCUUUGUCACCCGACAGAACCAUUAUAACCGGUGGCAAUCUGACGAUAGAAAGAAUCCAAGAGCACGAUCGAGGAUUGUACCAGUGCGCGGCCAGCAACGAGGCAGCAACGGUCGUCGCGGAUGCUGAAUUAAUGGUGCUGAAUGUUCCACCGAGAGCGCCGUACAAUCUAAGCGCCAAUAGCAGCAAAAAUGCUGUCACCUUGACCUGGAUACCUGGAUACGUGAGACCGAAGAUGGAGUAUUCGGUUUGGUACAGACCUACGGACACAUCAGAAUGGAGAACCAUGAAGAUCCUCUCGAGGAAGAUCACGGAGGCGACAGUCAACAAUCUCUAUCCAGGACGGGAAUACGAAUUCAUGGUGUUGAGCCAGGAUAAACACGGUGACGGGAUGUUCAGCAAAGCGCUUCGAAUAUUCACGCAACCAACUGUAUUUUUAGGUUCCAUCGAUGAGAACUCACCGUCGGAAUAUCGCAGUCCCCAAGAAAUGGAAGGGUUCAUGGGACCACCGACGAACGUGAAAGUUCAAGCAACGGUCGAAGGCUACUUGGUCACCUGGGACCCACCCGAGCUAGGCAGGAAUCAAGUGAGGCUGUACACUGUCAGAUGGUUUAGAGGAUCAUCCGAUCAUCUAUACGGAAGAGCCGAGACGACGGACACUUAUUAUCUAGUGAAAUCUCUAGAGGAGGAGAGCUUUUACACCUUCGAAGUGGCGGCAAUGUCACUCACGGAUGACAGCAGGACUAGCGAGCGGGUCGGCUUGGAGGUGCCCGCUUACCGUCGCAACAGAGCAAUUUCUAUGGGAAUCGUCGCUGGUAUAGGUUUCCUGGCUGCUGCUCUGGCCGCUAUAUGGUGGGCAAGAAAGCGAUUCUGUCAGCCGUCUAACGAGAAGUAGCCGCACACACGAACACGCGGUAAACACGCGGUGUGUUUGUUACUCAGCCGGGAUAGAGCUACUCGUGCGAACUCAUCAUUCAUUAUAAGUAUCCAAGUCGCUCGCGGGAGUAGCAGCGCGUGUGUCGAUAUAGAGGGAAUUAUACGAUAUAGAAGAAGCGUAAUAGCGUUAUACAUCGUACACGAAGGAGAAGCGCAACGUCGAACAGCGCGAAUUCAUUUAUUCGAAGGCGAAGCAAUAGCCCCUUGAAGACAGGUAAAUCUCUCUCUUUAAAAAACACAAAGUAAUAUCGAGUAUUACACGCACAGCAACGGGGCAAAGGGCGGAAUUAACACGUUAUUAUUAAGGACCAUGGCCCCUCAGGCACCUCUGUUAAGAUUUUAUUUACCGAGCUGUAAUCUAAGUUACUACCGAGUGUUCUUGCACCGCUAAUUAUGCCGUACUUUGUGCGCCAUUUAACAGCUUUAUUAGGUAAUUGCACGUUAUAUAAGUGGCUAGACUUGAUACGCGAGUUACAGGUCACCGACCGUCGAAUACGAGAGCGCGUGUCGAGAGAAUCAAACCACGUAUUCCUAUGCGACGUUACGAGCUUCUCUUUUCUCUAUUGUAAAUAAAUUAUGCCCGUACGGGCACCCCUUUUUUCAUUGUUAAUUAUAUCACUUGCACCGGUUUUAUUCGACGUGAUGCGUUUGUCAUGUAUACCUGUACAUCGCAACUAUUGCAAUCGAUAAUAAAGUCAAGCAUAUCGAAGG
Molecule: messenger RNA, 3413 nt
Organism: Ooceraea biroi (clonal raider ant)
Lineage: Eukaryota; Metazoa; Arthropoda; Insecta; Hymenoptera; Formicidae
Gene: bdl
Product: borderless
Biological process (GO): cell-cell adhesion
Molecular function (GO): protein binding
Source: RefSeq, a predicted model, not a curated record